GGGCUAGAACAGGGCAAACAGCGCUGUUUGUCCUGUCCCAGCCUUAUGGCCUCAUUCCUGUGGGGUGGAGCCUGCCCCAGCUCUGCUCCCUGCCCUGCUGCUACCCCACAGCCACAGUCGUGCGUGUGCCACAGCUGCAGAUUCUGCCAAGCCGCCUAUCACCAUAGUCUCCGCUUCUGUGCGCCUGCUGCUCAGGGCUUGGUUCCCCAGGAAAGUCAGAGCCAGCCAAGGCCACCAACUGCUGCAGCCAUGGUCCAUGGGCACAAAGGGUUCCAGUUCCAAAACUGGGCAAGAACUUAUGGCUGCUGCCCAGAGAUGUACUAUCAGCCGGCAUCUGUGGAGGAGGUCCGAGAGGUGCUGGCCCUGGCCAGGCAGCAGAAGAAGCGUGUGAAGGUGGUGGGUGGAGGCCACUCCCCCUCGGACAUCGCCUGCACCGAGGGCUUCAUGAUCCACAUGGGCAAGAUGAACCGGGUCCUCCAGGUGGACAAGGAGAAAAAGCAGGUGACGGUGGAGGCCGGCAUCCUGCUGACUGAGCUUCACCCACAGCUGGACAAGCACGGCCUGGCCCUGUCCAACCUGGGAGCCGUGUCAGACGUGACAGUAGCUGGUGUCAUCGGGUCCGGGACGCACAACACUGGCAUCAAGCAUGGUAUCCUGGCCACCCAGGUGGUGGCGCUAACGCUGAUGACAGCUGAUGGGGCUAUUCUCGAGUGCUCCGAGUCCAGCCACCCUGAGGUGUUCCAGGCGGCGCAGGUGCACCUGGGCUGCCUGGGCGUCGUCCUCACGGUCACCCUGCAGUGCGUGCCACAGUUCCACCUGCAGGAGACGUCCUUCCCCUCCACUCUGAAAGAGGUCCUCGACAACCUUGACAGCCACCUGAAGAAGUCUGAGUACUUCCGCUUCCUGUGGUUCCCACACAGCGAGAACGUCAGCAUCAUCUACCAGGACCACACCAACAAGCCACCCUCCUCUUCGGCCAACUGGUUUUGGGACUACGCCUUUGGAUUCUACUUACUGGAGUUCCUGCUCUGGGCCAGCACCUUCCUGCCGUGCCUUGUGGGUUGGAUCAACCGCUUCUUCUUCUGGCUGCUGUUCAACCGCAAGAAGGAGAACAGUGACGUCAGCCACAAGAUCUUCACCUACGAGUGCCGCUUCAAGCAGCACGUCCAGGACUGGGCCAUCCCCAGGGAGAAGACCAAGGAGGCCCUGCUGGAGCUGAAAAGCAUGCUGGAAGCCCACCCCAAGCUGGUGGCUCACUACCCCGUGGAGGUGCGCUUCACCCGGGGGGACAACAUCCCGCUGAGCCCCUGCUUCCAGAGGGACAGCUGCUACAUGAACAUCAUCAUGUACAGGCCCUACGGCAAGGAUGUGCCUCGGCUUGACUACUGGCUGGCCUAUGAGACCAUCAUGAAGAAGUUUGAGGGCAGACCGCACUGGGCCAAGGCCCACAACUGCACCCGGAAGGACUUUGAGAAAAUGUAUCCUGCCUUUCCCAAAUUCUGCGCCAUCCGUGAAAAGCUGGACCCCACUGGAAUGUUCCUGAAUUCCUACCUGGAGAAAGUGUUCUACUGAGGCAGGUGGGCACACAAGCAAGGCCCACCUGCACACAUGGAGGUCCAGGAGGCAGACAUCCCCUCCUGACUCCACGGCAUGAGCUGGGCUCGGGUCAGGGCUGUCCUCCUCUCCCUGCCUCCCUCCCUGUCCUCACAGCACCCAGAGCAGGCAGGGACCUCGCACCCAAACCCCCAUGGAUGUCCCCGUGCUGUCCCUUCCUUUUCCUGUACCUCUGGUCCCCACACCCCAUUUCUCCAAGAGGAAAGGGAGCCCUAAUGUGUGCUGUGUGUCUAGUAGGCCAGGAACCCUGUUACUCACAGGUUCUGUCUACUAGCAAGGUAUGGAAGUGAAAGUCCCCGGGCUGUGACUUCAGGGAUUCCCGCUCCAGUUCUCUUCAGGACGCGGCCCUUGGAGACGUUUGAGCGCAGCAGUGGUGUGGACCCUGCCUGCUGUCCUUCAUGGGCAAGGGUCUUCACAUGCUCAGUGGGUGCCGGCUGUCCAGGAUGGUGCUCUGAGUGCCACAGUCUGGCCUUUGCCACCUCCUCAGGGCAUGCUCGAGAGUGGUCUCUCCUCCACCUUUCUCAAUAAAGACCCUCAUUAAGAUCCUCACUUCACUUCCGGUGACCCUGACUUCACUUCCGUUAACCCCGACCUCACUUCCGCCAACCCUCACCUCACGUCCACCGAUUCUCACCUCACUUCCGGUGUGCCUCUUGGCUUCACCUCCAAGGCAAUUCUUUGGGAUAGAAGGCUCCCUGUUUACCUCCUGAAAAAUGUUCACGGUCCUUUAUAAAAUUUAGCUUCAGUUUGCCUCUGACUUGCCACAUACAGCAUUCCUCAAAGAUCUACGCAUCAAAUGCUUUCAGGGAAUUAGAUGAACCUUGAGAUAUUUUUCUGCCCUCAAGGAAUUUAUAUUCUAAUCAUCACUCAUAUGAUUACAACUAUCUCUAGAGUAUACCACCAGUAGUAUUUGAAAAGAUGAUCAGCACCACUACUUAUUAGGGAAAUGCAAAUAAAACCACGAUGAGAUUCAACUUCACACCCAUUAGGACACUAUGAACUACAGAAAAUUCAAAAGUAGAAAAUAGCAAGUAUUGGUGAGAAUGUGGAGAGAUUGGAACACUUGAGCUUUGCUGGUGGGAAUGCAAAAUGCUCUGCUGUGGGAAAGGGGCUGUUCCCCAGAGAAGGGAUGGCAGCACAUGGAUAUAUAUCUCUGCAUAUGUUCAUAGCAGCAUUCUUCAAAGUAGCCAAAUUGUGGUCUGUACAUGCAAUGCCAUAUUAUUCAGCCUUACAAAGGACUAAAAUUCGGGUCAGGCAUAUAGCUCAGGGGCGUAAGCUCCUGCCUGGCAAGUGCAAUGUCCUGAGCUCUAUUCCCAGUAUUAAAAAAAAAAAAAAAA
This is a messenger RNA of Chinchilla lanigera (long-tailed chinchilla), 2951 nucleotides long. Its product is annotated as L-gulonolactone oxidase. NCBI's taxonomy places the organism in Eukaryota, Metazoa, Chordata, Mammalia, Rodentia, Chinchillidae. Gene Ontology annotation, molecular function: FAD binding; D-arabinono-1,4-lactone oxidase activity. The record is from RefSeq and is a predicted model, not a curated record. Gene Ontology annotation, cellular component: membrane. The transcript has 12 exons. The coding region runs from base 46 to 1572 and encodes 508 amino acids.